CGUGAAGGUGCGUCCCAGAUAGCAAGCGCCUCUGGGCUUCUGGCCAGAAUCAGAUCAGAUCCGGAACACUCCGCCCGACAAUGCACUGUAAAAUGUAGGGUUCAAGCCAGGUAUUAAACACGUCACAUAUUUUUGCUUCCUUAUCAGUUUUAACUGCAAUACGCGCACUUUUCUCUGCUCGGCAUCUCUUGCAAAAAUUAAAGCAAAUCAAUUCUAUAAUAUAUAUUUUAUUCUCAAUUAUAUAAUAUUUUAUAUAUUUUAAAUACAAGUAAUCACACUCCAACUACUUAUGUAAUGCAGGUAACUUGCACUUAACCUAAUUUAGUAAGAUCGAGAUCCAGAAGGAAGUUAACAAAAAAAAAACAAAAAAAAAACUUUAAAGCUACCAUACAAGAGUUUCUGUUUCCCGGACGCCAGAAACUGAUCACCAAGACUCGAGCUGCAAUAUUUGACGAGUUGGGGUGAGAAAAAUAACUUUCUUUAAAGUGUCUCUAAUGGCUGACUCGAUCCUGGAGAUCCUGGAGGAACUGUCAAACAAGGAAUUUAAGACGUUCAAAUUUUGUUUGAAUUACCAGGUACUGAAAGAAUGUAGACCCAUUCCACGAAGUCAACUGGAAGACAAAGAUAGGACAGAUGUUGUCAUGUUGAUGGAGAAAUUCUAUGAUCACAAGAUGGUGGAGGUCACUCUGGAGAUCUUAAAGAAAAUUCCAAGAAAGGAUCUCAUUGGAAGAUUGAUGAGCAAUCCUGGAAAAGGUGCGGAGGUCAGAGAGCAGACAGUGAGGAAACGGCCAUCAGAUGCUAUACUGAACAGCCCUGAGGUGAAGCGCAAAAGGAGCCUGAAUAUGGAGCCUGUGUUUGAGGCCCAGCAGGCAGGGACACAGUCCAUGACUGAAGAUGGUUCACUCCUGAACUCCAGUCACCAGGACCUGGAAACAAAAAAAAAAAUGUGUGCUGAAAGAGUCCGGGAGAAGCUGAAGUCUAGGCUGAAGAACAGGUUUGAGUGUAUAUAUGAAGGCCUUGCCAAGCCUGGAAAACACACCCUGCUCAACAGUAUUUACACUGAGCUCUACAUCACAGAGGGGGACUGUGAGGGUGUUAAUGAGGAGCACGAAGUGUGGCAGAUUGAGACAGCAUCCAGGACACAUGCUAUACAAGACACUGCAAUCAAAUGCAACGACAUCUUUAAACCCUUAUAUGGACAAGAGAUACCCAUCAGAACUGUGCUGACCAAGGGCAUCGCUGGUAUUGGAAAAACGGUCUCCGUGCAGAAGUUCACUCUUGACUGGGCGGAAGGAAAAGCUAAUCAGGAUGUUGAUUUCAUUUUUUUUCUUCCUUUUCGGGAGCUGAACUUGAUUAAUGAGGAGUACAGUCUCCUUGAGCUUCUGAAGGUCUUUCAUCCUGAAAUGAAAGGGUUUGAAAAUAUUGAGUUUGAUAAUUACAAGGUUUUGUUCAUCUUUGAUGGUCUGGAUGAAUGGAUGAAUUUCAGUGCCCGGAACCGUAAGAUACUGUCUGACGUAAGAAAAAAAUCUCCUGCAGAUGUGUUGGUGACUAACCUCCUUAAGAAGAAUCUCUUCCCCUCUGCUCUCCUCUGGAUCACCUCUCGACCUGCAGCAGCCAAUUGGAUCCUGCCUGAAUUAAUUCACCGGGUGACGGAGGUCAGAGGAUUCAAUGAUGCACAGAAAGAGGAGUACUUCAGGAAGAGAUUCAGGGAUCAGAAUCUGGUUGAAAGAAGUAUCUCUCACAUAAAGACAUCCAGGAGCCUUUACAUCAUGUGCCAUAUACCACUCUUCUGCUGGAUGUCUGCUACUGUUCUGGAGCGACUUUUGAGUGGACCUGACAGUGGAGAACUCCCUAAAUCACUGACUGAAAUGUACUCAUACUUCCUCUACACCCAGGCUGAAUUCAUGCAGAAAAAAUAUCAGGAGAACCAUAAGACAGAUGCACAGAAAAUUCUGGAACCGGUUAAGGAGAUCUUUCUGAAACUGGGGCAGCUGGCUUUUCAACAUCUGGAAAGGGGCAAUUCAAUAUUUUAUGAAGAGGACCUGAGAAAGUGUGACAUUGAUGUCACAGAAGCAUCAGUGUACUCUGGGGUGUGCACAGAAAUCUUGAAAGAAGAGUCUGUGCUGCAUCAGAAGAAAGUCUACUGCUUUGUGCAUCUGAGCCUCCAGGAGUACCUGGCUGCAUUGUAUGUGAUUCAUUCAUUUAUAGGAAAGAACUUCAAGGCUUUGAAGCCCUUCUUCGGUAAAAAGACUUUACCCAAUGGACUGUCUCUCAGUGACUUCCACAAGAAAGCUAUUAAGAAGGCUCUGGAGAGUAAGAAUGGACACCUGGACCUUUUCCUUCGAUUUCUUCUGGGCCUCUCACUGGAUUCCAAUCAACGCCUUGUCCAAGGUCUACUGACACAGACAGGAAGUAACCCAAAGUGCAUCCAGAAAACAGUUCAGCACAUCAAGGUCUUUAAAGAGAAAGAUCCCUCCCCAGAAAGAUGCAUCAACCUGUUCCACUGUCUGUCUGAACUCAAUGAUGAUUCCCUUGUGAAGGAUGUCCAAAAGUACUUGAGCUCAGGAAGUCCAUCUGGUGAAAAGAUCUCCCCUGCUCACUGCUCUGUCCUGGCCUAUGUGCUCCUAGUGUCAGAGGAGGAGCUGGAGUUUGACCUGAGAAAAUACAACACCUCAGAAGAGGGGCGACGUAGACUAGUCCCAGCUGUGAAGUGCUGCAGGAAGGCUGUGCUCAGUGGCUGUAAUCUCACAAUGAAAUCUCUUCAAUCUGUGGACUGUGCCCUGCAGUCAGUCUCCUCACCCCUCAGAGAGCUGGACCUCAGCAACAACAACCUGGGAGAUUCAGGAGUGGAGCUGCUCUGCUCUGCACUAAAGAGUCCAAACUGUAAAUUACAGACUUUGAGGCUGAGGGAGUGUAAUCUCACAGAUGGCUGCUGUGAUUCUCUGGCCUCAGUCUUGCGUUCUUCUCACUCAGAGCUGAGAGAUCUGGAGCUCAGAGACAAUGAGCUGCAGGAUUCAGGAGUGAGAGCACUCUCUGCUGGACUGGAGGACCCACACUGUAAACUGCAGAGACUGGGGCUGUCAGGCUGUCAGGUGACCGAGAGCGGCUGUGCUUCUCUGGCUUCAGCUCUGCGUUCAAACCCCUCACAUUUGAGGGAGCUGGACCUGAGCUACAAUAACCCAGGGGAGUCUGGAGUGACAGCGCUCUCUGCUGGACUGGAGGACCCCAGCUGUCGACUGGAGAUACUGCUUGUAGACCACGGAGGAGAGACCAGGCUCAAACCAGGACUGAGGAAAUAUGCUGUUCAGCUCACACUGGACCCCAACACUGCACACAGAAAGCUGUCUCUGUCAGAGGAGAACAGGAGGGUGAUAUGGGGGAAUGAGCAGCCAUAUCCUGAUCAUCCAGAGAGAUUUAACACCUAUCACCAGCUGCUGUGCAGAGAGGGGCUGUCUGAGCGCUGCUACUGGGAGGCAGAGUGGAGCGUGGAGAAAGGGGGGAAGUUGCCCUGCGUUGCCAUGGCCUUUAAAACGAUUGGCAGGAAAGGAUGGGGUGACGCCAGUUUGUUUGGAUACAAUGACAAGUCCUGGAGUCUGUACUGCUCUAAACAGAAAUGCUCUGCCAUACACAGAAAGACAACCACUGACAUACCUGCCCCCCCAUCCCCAUUCUGCAGAGUAGGGGUGUAUCUGGACUGGCCGGCUGGCACUCUGUCCUUCUACAGCGUCUCCUCUGACACACGGACCCUCCUGCACACUUUCCACACCACCUUCACUGAGCCUCUUUAUCCUGGGUUUAAAGUGAAUAAGGGAAACUCUGUGACCCUGUGCAUGCUGGGAUAGACUCCUAA
Messenger RNA from Anguilla anguilla (European eel), 3850 nucleotides. Its product is annotated as NACHT, LRR and PYD domains-containing protein 3-like. Gene Ontology annotation, biological process: regulation of apoptotic process. Lineage: Eukaryota; Metazoa; Chordata; Actinopteri; Anguilliformes; Anguillidae. Bases 495 to 3842 code for a protein of 1115 amino acids. Gene Ontology annotation, molecular function: protein binding. The record is from RefSeq and is a predicted model, not a curated record. The transcript has 11 exons.